Messenger RNA from Periophthalmus magnuspinnatus, 1170 nucleotides. RefSeq names its product protocadherin beta-15-like. Gene Ontology annotation, molecular function: calcium ion binding. The coding region runs from base 22 to 1170 and encodes 382 amino acids. NCBI's taxonomy places the organism in Eukaryota, Metazoa, Chordata, Actinopteri, Gobiiformes, Gobiidae. The record is from RefSeq and is a predicted model, not a curated record. Gene Ontology annotation, biological process: homophilic cell-cell adhesion. Gene Ontology annotation, cellular component: membrane. The transcript has 3 exons.
UUUGACGAGUCUUUUUUCAUCAUGGCAUUUGGACUAUUUAAACGUGUUACAUCAUUAGAGGCAUGUUUCGUUCCAUCUAUACAGGCUGUGUCGUCGUGUAUUUUCUUGAUGUUAUUUUUGAUUCAAGUCGAUGCACAGAUCCGCUACUCAAUCCCAGAGGAGAUGAGGAAGGGCUCUCUUAUUGGUAACGUCGCACAGGACUUGGGUUUGGACAUAAAAAGGCUUCGUUCAGGCCGAGCUCGUAUCGUGACGGGAGAAAAUGUUCAGUACGCCGAGCUGAAGACAGACAAAGGGACUCUGGUGGUGAAUGAGAGGAUAGACAGAGAGCAGCUCUGUGGAGACGUGACGCCCUGCAGCUUCACCUUUGAGAUUUUACUGGAAAACCCGAUGGAGUUACACCCUGUGACUAUAGAGGUGCUGGAUGACCAGAACGACAACGCCCCUCAGGUGCUGUACCCAGUCCAGACUGGGGGCUCUCUGGUGGCUGAGAUGGUGCCUCGUUCAGCAGAUGUGGGCUAUCUGGUCACUAAAGUGGUGGCUGUGGAUGUGGACUCUGGACAGAAUGCCUGGCUCGCCUAUAAACUGCAGAAAGCCGCAGACAGGGCGCUGUUUGAAGUGGGCUCACAGAAUGGAGAAAUAAGAACUAUCCGCCAAGUGACUGAUAAAGAUGCAGUGAAACAGAGACUGACUGUUAUAGUGGAGGACAACGGGCAGCCCUCUCGUUCAGCUACAGUCAUUGUUAACGUGGCGGUGGCGGACAGCUUUCCUGAAGUACUGUCUGAGUUCACUGACUUUACGCACGACAAGGAGUACAAUGACAACCUGACAUUUUACUUAGUGCUGGCUCUGGCUGUAGUCUCCUUUCUGUUCAUCACGUGUGUAGUGGUCAUUAUAUCAGUGAAAAUCUACAGAUGGAGACAGUCUCGCAUCCUGUAUCACUCCAAUCUACCAGUGAUCCCAUAUUAUCCUCCACGUUACUCAGACACUCUGGGCACAGGGACCCUCCCACACGUGUACAAUUACGACACGUGCAGGACCACAGACUCCAGAAAGAGUGACAUUAAAUACAUGCAGCCGAUGAGUCAAAGUUUGGUCAGUGUUGAUGACGUUGACAUUGAUUCUGCGCAAAAUGGACAUCAGAGAUCCACGAACUCUACAUUGUUCUGUUGA